Molecule: messenger RNA, 849 nt
Organism: Fragaria vesca subsp. vesca
Lineage: Eukaryota; Viridiplantae; Streptophyta; Magnoliopsida; Rosales; Rosaceae
Product: fasciclin-like arabinogalactan protein 14-like
Exons: 1
Coding region: 1-849 (282 amino acids)
Cellular component (GO): plasma membrane
Source: RefSeq, a predicted model, not a curated record
AUGGAGGGCAACAAAACUAAAGCCUCGAUGUUCUUCGUCCUCCUCUCCAUGUUGUCCAUCAGGUCUUGUUCAGCUUUCAAUAUCACAAAGCUACUCAACAAAGAAUCCGAUUUCAGCACCUUUAACAAGUACCUCUCCGCAACCAAACUCGCCGACGAGAUCAACAAGCAAAGCACGAUUACGGUCCUCGCCCUGAACAACGACGCCAUGGGCGGUAUCUCUAGCGACAACAGCUUCCCCCUCAAGUCUGUCAUGAGCGUCCACAUUAUACUUGACUACUUCGAUAAGGAGAAGUUGGCCAAGCUGGCCAAGAACAAUAGUAGCACCAAGCUGACGACUCUGUUCCAGAGUUCGGGCGAGGCUAAGGACCAACAGGGCUUCGUUCGGGUCGAAGUCGUUGACGGUGAGAUUUUUUUCGGGUCAGCAUCCAAGGGUGCACAAAUGAACUCCAAGCUGGUUAGGUCGGUGACAGCUCAGCCCUACAACAUUUCCGUGCUUGAGGUUAGCUCCAUCAUUAGGGUUCCCAACAUCAAUGCUUCUCCGGCGCCUGAGAAAGCUCCGGCGCCGAAGAAAGGCAAGUCUCCGAGUCUGAAAGACGAGGCCGAGAGUCCUUCCGAAGACACCGCUGAAAGUCCCGCCGGUGAUGAGAAGGAUGAGGCUCCCAGUCCGUCCAAAGCAACAGAUUCGACGCCGCCCAAGCCGGGUUAUGAGGAUGAUGUGAUAACGGCAGAUUCGCCUUCGUCGACUCCCACAGCUUGGGACUAUAGUGAUGCACGCGCCACCGAUGCUGAGAUGGGAUUUCGGGUUGUUACUAUGGGGCUUGCUUCAGUAUUGGUUGCUUUCUUCUGA